CAAUCAGCAUCUCGCAAGAAAUUAAGUAAAAACACACUAGCUAGCGAGUAGUAUCUAAAAUGGCGACUAGCAUUCUAGAAAAGCUUGCUGUGGCAACUUUCGCUGUAGCCCUAACUAUGGGCAUGAUCAGUUUCGCCGCCGCGUUCAACGCGGGAGCCUACAACUGCGUGGACGUGACCGUGCUACCGGAUUCCGAUCUGUACAAGGCCAGGCAUAGCGUCCUCGACGACAUGGUCGGCAGCACCGCACCCGAAAGCAACGGUUACUACUGCACCACCUCAACCGUCGGGGGCUCAGUCGCGUUCGGCCACGCUACUUGCGACCCAAGUAAACUGUCGGAAUGCAACGACUGCCUCAAAUAUGCUCGAGAGUUCUUGGACCACAUCUGCAAGUACUCCAUCGGCGGCCAGGUUGUGGUCGGAGAUCUUCUCGACUGCUCCAUGCAUUUUGAUGCUCGUCCCAUCUCCGAAUGUGCUACCUAGAAUGAUCCUGUUGCAAAAGUGAAAGUGCUUGGGUUUUGGUCGGAUUUUCAGAGUAGUUGAGUUUCCGCUGGGUGUGUAACUAACUGUAAACCGACACAACUGGGCAGGUGGAUGAUGAAUAAGUGAAAGUGUUCAAAAGAGCCGGGGGCCUGCUUUUUAAGCCCGCGACUAUUUUAGCGAAAAAUAGCCCGAAUUCUCAAAUGACAGCAUGAAAUAUAUAACAUUUUAAAUA
Messenger RNA from Linum trigynum, 714 nucleotides. Lineage: Eukaryota; Viridiplantae; Streptophyta; Magnoliopsida; Malpighiales; Linaceae. The record is from the annotation of a GenBank genome assembly.